Chelonia mydas (Green sea turtle) is the source of this 9257-nucleotide messenger RNA. RefSeq names its product FER tyrosine kinase (gene FER). The record is from RefSeq and is a predicted model, not a curated record. The transcript is spliced from 20 exons. Lineage: Eukaryota; Metazoa; Chordata; Testudines; Cheloniidae. Bases 1073 to 3541 code for a protein of 822 amino acids. Gene Ontology annotation, molecular function: non-membrane spanning protein tyrosine kinase activity; ATP binding. Gene Ontology annotation, biological process: cell adhesion; peptidyl-tyrosine phosphorylation; Fc-epsilon receptor signaling pathway.
AAGACAGGAUACUGGGUGAGAUAGUCUGACCCAAUAUGGCCAUUCUUAUGUUUUUAACUUAAAACUAAUGAUAAAAAUGACAUUUUUCUAUGCUUCAGCAUACGUGUCUAGGCUUGUACCGUUGCUAACCUGGACAUUCAAACAGUUAUUCAAACUAAGUAUUCUGCAGGAUGCUUCUUACCUCCACUUACAUUUUGUAUUUGCUGUAUGCUAUGCAGGUCUCCACUUCCUUUUUCAGUACUCCUUUGUCACACUGAAGGCAGAAUCCAACCAUUCUAAUUUCUAACUGCUUUCUAAUAGUUGAACUUGUCACUAGCCAGCUUAUGCAAAUAAAGGUGCAUCAGAUCUAUUUUUCACUGUAUGCCAGGAAAUUCUUCGUAGUUGCCAUGGGAAUGUCUUAGGGUUAUGGUGAUCAGCUUUACAUUAUACAGGAAGUCAUCAUAGAUGGCCAUAAUAUUCCUUUCUGGCCUUGAAAUUUUUAAUCUAAUCACGAAAAACUUAAUUUUUUGUGGGUUAAUUUUUGUGUUCACAAAACUGGGGGACUACUGUACUGGCUUGAUCCGUAUAGAAUUGUACCUCAGUUUCUUCAUGUACCAUCUUUGCUAAUCUUUUCUGGGGUGAAAAGAAAUGCUAGUGCCAAAUUUUGUGGUUAUUUUCUUUGUGGAGGGGGAGGAGAAUAUAUCAUGAUGUAUAGCAGAGGGAUUCUGCCUUGCAUUAUUUAAUAUACCAAAAAGCUAUGUAAAAAGAACAUAAAGGUUGGCCUUAAUUUGGCUCCAUGUGCUUAUGCAUAAUGAUAGUAUGUGAUCCUGUAAUUAAAUACUGUUUUUUGCUUAGGGCCCCUGCUUCAAUCUAUACAUAGGAUGGACGGUGCUUGCUUAAGUUCCUUGGGAAUUUAAAGAACAUUUAAAAAAAAUUAAAAAAAAGAGGAGAGGUGGAAAAAAGGAACAGUCAGAAGAUUUGAACACUGGACCGGAGGAUUAAGGAUAUCUCUGUAGAACAUCAACACUUAAAAAGAUGUGGUGACUAGAAGAACCUCUAUUGUUGCCCAUAGCACAUAUAGUGCCUUAUAAAGAUGGGGUUUGGAAGUGACCUGAAGUAUUCUCAUGAUGCUUUGUUAAAAUUGCAAGAUUGGGAGUUACGACUACUGGAAACUGUGAAGAAAUUUAUGGCCAUGCGAGUAAAAAGUGACAAAGAAUAUGCAUCCACGUUACAGAAUCUUUGUAAUCAAGUUGAUAAAGAGAGUACUUCCCAGCUGGAUUAUAUUAGCAAUGUAUCCAAGUCUUGGCUGCUUAUGGUACAGCAGACAGAGCAACUUAGCAGGAUAAUGAAGACACAUGCAGAAGAUCUUAACUCUGGGCCACUACAUAGACUUACAAUGAUGAUCAAAGAUAAGCAACAAGUAAAGAAGAGUUACAUAGGUGUUCAUCAGCAAAUUGAGGCAGAGAUGUUCAAGGUUACAAAGUCAGAACUGGAGAAAUUAAAAUCUAAUUACAGACAAUUAAUAAAAGAAGUUAACUCUGCCAAAGAGAAGUAUAAAGAAGCUGUGGCUAAAGGAAAGGAGACUGAAAAAGCCAAAGAUCGUUAUGAUAAAGCCACUAUGAAACUUCACAUGAUGCAUAAUCAGUAUGUGUUGGCACUGAAGGGAGCACAGUUACAUCAGCACCAAUACUACGACACUACGCUUCCUCUGUUACUUGAUUCAUUACAGAAGAUGCAAGAAGAAAUGGUUAAAGCACUAAAAGGAAUCCUUGAUGAAUACAGUCAGAUCACCAGUCUUGUAACAGAAGAGAUAGUGAAUGUCCAUAAAGAGAUCCAGACUUCUGUUGAACAGAUAGACCCUAACUCAGAGUACAAUAGCUUCAUAGAAGCUCACAGGUCACCAGAGAAUGUAGAACAAGAAAUAGUGUUUGAUACAUCUUUACUGGAAGAAAACGAAAAUCUUCAAGCUAAUGAGAUAAUGUGGAAUAACUUAACAGCAGAAAGCUUGCAAGGAAUGUUGAAAACAGUAGUAGAAGAAUUGAUUCAGACACAGCAGACGCUUUUGAACAAAGAGGAGCUUUUGUUGGAACUAGAAAAGAAAAUAGAAGAAUCUUCUAAGACCUGUGAAAAAAAAUCAGACAUUGUGCUCUUGUUGAGCCAGAAGCAAGCACUGGAGGAACUCAAGCAAACAGUUCAGCAAUUAAGAUGCACUGAGGCAAAAUUGUCAGCCCAGAAAGAACUUCUAGAACAAAAAGUUCAGGAGAAUGAUGGGAAAGAGCCACCUCCAGUAGUAAAUUAUGAAGAAGAUGACAGAUCAGUCACUUCUAUGGAUAAGAAGGAUAAGGUGUCCAGAUUUGAUACUAUUCGUCACUCCAUAGCUGGAAUGAUACGAUCUCCAAAAUCCAUGCUGGGCUCUUCAUCAUUCUUUGAUGUAAUAUCAACCAGCGAGAAACCAUUGGCAGAGCAAGAUUGGUAUCAUGGUGCAAUUCCAAGAAUAGAAGCCCAGGAGCUGUUAAAGCAGCAAGGAGACUUCUUGGUGCGAGAGAGCCACGGGAAACCUGGUGAAUAUGUCCUUUCUGUGUUUUCAGAUGGACAACGGAGACACUUUAUCAUACAAUAUGCUGAUAAUCAGUACCGAUUUGAAGGAACUGGGUUUCCAACUAUUCCUCAGCUUAUAGACCAUCAUUACACAACAAAACAAGUAAUUACUAAGAAAUCAGGUGUAGUUCUGCUGAAUCCUGUUGUUAAGGAUAAGAAAUGGGUUCUCAAUCAUGAAGAUGUCACACUGGGAGAAUUACUGGGCAAAGGUAAUUUUGGUGAAGUAUAUAAGGGAACAUUAAAGGAUAAAACUCCUGUUGCUGUAAAAACUUGUAAAGAAGAUCUUCCUCAGGAACUGAAAAUAAAAUUUUUAUCAGAGGCCAGAAUACUCAAGCAAUAUGACCAUCCCAAUAUUGUCAAGCUAAUAGGAGUUUGCACUCAAAGGCAGCCUAUUUAUAUAGUUAUGGAACUUAUUCCAGGAGGCGAUUUCCUCUCCUUUUUAAGAAAGAAGAAGGAUGAGCUAAAAACCAAACAGUUAGUGAAAUUUUCAUUAGAUGCUGCUGCUGGUAUGGCGUAUCUCGAAUCUAAAAACUGUAUACACAGGGACCUUGCUGCAAGGAACUGCCUGGUAGGUGAAAAUAAUGUUCUGAAAAUCAGUGACUUUGGAAUGUCUCGUCAAGAGGAUGAUGGGGUAUAUUCAUCUUCAGGCUUAAAGCAGAUUCCUAUCAAAUGGACUGCUCCAGAGGCACUCAACUAUGGGAGAUACACUUCUGAAAGUGAUGUAUGGAGCUUUGGGAUCCUUCUUUGGGAGACCUUCAGUCUAGGUGUAUGUCCAUACCCUGGAAUGACCAACCAACAAGCACGGGAACAAGUGGAGAAAGGAUAUCGAAUGUCAGCACCUCAAAAGUGCCCAGAGGAAAUAUAUAAAAUAAUGCAGAGGUGCUGGGACUACAAACCAGAAAACAGACCAAAAUUCAGCGAGAUUCAGAAAGAACUAUCUUCAGUCAAAAAGAAAGUGACAUAGUGAUAAAGUAGUGCCAAACUCAACCUACAGGACUCUGUUUUUCAACAAAGUAAUAUUUUUCCCUCAAACACUGUGCGUUUAUACCACAUUAUCUGCAAUAUUCUUCUAGGGUUACUUUUUAAAAAUUAACUCUUUUUUAUAUAUGUGUGUCUACGCGCACACCAUCUUGGAAAAUGUCUAAGCAUACAUUAAAAAGAAACGAUUCUGCCAAAUGUUAUAUAUCUAGUCACGUUAACACUGUCAUUUAGGAUACAUGUAAAUAGAACAUCACACACUACAGAUUUAAGGGACUGUGACUCCUAUCUAUUUUACAGUGAUAAACUGCUCGUGACAUUUCCCAAAGGUUUUCUACUUUAUGCUGCAUUCUUAAUUUGCUAUCCCAGUUGCAGAUAUCAAACACCAGUGGCACUAAAAAUGGUGGCUAUGCCAUGUUUCUGAAGACCUUAAAUCUGAGGACCACAAUUUUUGAAUAGUAUUUCAAUUAGGAACUUUAUAUUUUUUAAAUCAUUUCUGCAACUGAUAUUUUAAAUGAUAUAUUGCUUUAAGAAAGAACAUCAGUUAAGAUUCUGGAUGUGCAUGUAUUCUUUUUAAACAAAGAAAUCCAUAAUUUUUUUGUAGAAUAAUAUUCACAUCAUUUACAAACACGUCCUUAGAUUUCUUACAGUUGCUUCCAUCAUAGUAAAUAUGUUCAACUUUGGACAUUACUUGCUGCUUUUUUCCUGUGAAAAAUUUAGUAGUUUAUCAGGAAUCUUUAUGCACAAAUCUCCUUUGAUGGGCUAGGUUUUUUCUAAAAGGCCAACAUCCAGUCUUGUGUGAUACCUGUCUGUCGGAAAAUACUCCAAAUCAUCUGCCUUUCAAAGUACAAGUAGAAGAAGAAAACUGUUGGUUUUGAAUGUACACUUGUAGAAAAGCAGCCAGCAGGAAGCAUGUUUGAGAACGAGAGUAGCAUGUAAUGAAGGUAACUGGUAGCACUGAUUUUAGAUGAGUAAAAGAAAGUGAACUGCCAAAUUGGCUUUUGGAGGUUCUCUGAUACCUUUCUGAAUAUUUUUUUUUUCACAUUUCAAAUAAUUGAUAUGCCUUUUCUGCAUGCAGUUGGAGUCACCAAAAGGACAUGUUUAAAACCACGUUCCAUGCAUAUUGUCCAAAGAAAAAGGCUACGUCUCCAUUGGAGAAAGAAAUGCUACCUGUUUCAAACCUCUGAAAGGCUGAACAAGGCAUAGAGUAGAAAUAUUAAUCUACAGAACUGUCUUUAGUUGCAUCCAGAUUUGUUCUCAGUUUCAGAAGUAGGUUUGCAUACUCACACUGUCAAGGAGGAAAAGAUUGGUAUAAAGAUAGUAUUCUUAUAAGAAGAAUAAAAGCUAAUCAGUCCGGGGGUGGGGACGCAAAUAGUUUGUGGCUUGGACCUAUCUCUACAAAAGGCCUUGAUAAGGAUUCCCAACUACCAUAGAGACCUGUGACUUUAGAAACAAAGUUAUGAUCUGGGAGACCUAUGGUUUUGAUGUAGGCCUGUUUCUAAUCAUUAUCAAGGUGUGUUAACAAGGAAUUAACUGCCAGAGGAAUGAAAGAAAAACUUUCAUUUGUGGCUGCAUUAUAUUUUAUUUCUAUUGUGGUGACUUUUCUAUUGUCCAGAAUGCAAUUUCUGCUUUUUAAAGUAUAUUUAUGGUAGUAUUGAAAGGGAUAUGUGUGACUAAAGUAUUUGUAGGCUAUGAGUGUUUCGACCAGAUCUAUUACAUUAAAUUUAGCAUCCAAACGAACAGUGAAGCGGCGUGCUAGAGAACACUUUUCUCAUUGUAGGUGGACUUGUUAGCAAUCUGGGUUUGUUCUGGGGCAAAGGAAACAAACACACUGGGAAAAUGGAGUAGAAACUGAAAAUAAAAGGAAAAAUUAGUGUCAUCCCUUUAUCAUUAUUAUUUCUUUAUGUAAAUACUGCGUACAUUUAAUUAUCACUAUGCUCACACUUGGUCCAAAGAUACUUGUCUCAAAACCAGUAAGAAACGUCGUUUAGUCAGUUAACAUUGAUACUAAAUGUUACAUAAACAGCGUGCCUUAAGGAGCUGGCGUGCUUGUGUGAAUAAAAGUGCAUGAAAAUGCCAGAAAUAUGCAACGAUAACUCUGGGAAGAAUCCAGGUCCCAAAUCAAUAAAUCACCCAGGUCCUCAUCUAUGCACUCGCUAAUGUCUAAAAGUAAGGACAAGAAUGUAUUCACUUUUAUUUAGAUUAACACACUUUUUUUUAAGGGAAUGAAAGACUAUACUAUUCCAAAGGAUGCAUAUAUCCAACCUUUCAACAAGAAAAUAGAACAGUUCUUUUUGUCUUAAUUUGAUAAACAGGACACACAAUUCUGAUUCUUAUGUACAGAGGUAAAAGGACAUCAACUGUAUUCAUUUUUCACUUAUCUGAGCAGUUAACAUUUUGCAAUUCAUAUCAUACUUCUGUUUAAAUUGAAAAGGCUUUUCAAAGCAUGGAACACCUGCAGCACCUAAAGUAUGUUGUGUUUGUCCUAAAGCAGACAGGAAUUCAAUUCAUGAUUAAUAACCCUUUGGGAGACUGUCAGGAUGAGUUCAUUGGUAUAGAAUACAUUUAAUAUAGGCAUAUGUGUUUUUCACAAAAACUUAUGCCACAAACACAACUGAACUAAUGCGAGACAAGACAACAGUUUGCAUAAUUUAUUUGUCCCAUCUGUCACAUGUAAUUAUUGGAAUUAUGUACUUUAGGAAGUUAAGUCAAUAUCAGAUACAUGUCUAUAAAUACUUUUCUUAACUUUGCAAGCUUAUGGCAGGGGAGACUACAAAAAUGUACAAAAAAAAAGCCUGUAAUUUAAUGAAUGGAAAAGCAGGUGUAGCAUUCAAGAACCAAAGCUGCAGCGCUCUGCCUUCUCUGUAGUCUUGAUGUGUUUUAAAUGAACAGAGGGUUAAAAUCUUAGCAUUGUUAAUGAAUUAAGCAGAUAUUGGCUAUUUAAUGUUUUUCUACAGUGUUUUGUACAUUUUGUUUAAGAUACAGCAAAAUGAAGUGUCCUCUUUUGGAAAUUCAGUAUAUUUAAUAGGCUUUGACAUCUGCACUUUCCCAUUUUAUGGGGUUCUAAUAGGCUUUGGAAAUGUUCAGAUGAUUAUAUAUCCAGGAAAUACUCCUGUCUUAAAAUUCAUGUAACAAUAGUACCCUAAAAAUCAAAACCUCUAAGUAUAUUAUAGGAGAUGGAGAGUGAUUUCUCUAGUUGUUACCAAUUAUUUUCCUCCUUUUCAAGGCAUUAUAAAGAAAUUAAAAGUGCUACUGUCAUUUAUAAUUUUGAGAUUAUUUUAAAGCCCAAUGAAAGCCAAUAAUGAGUGUACAGCAUUUAAAACUAACCUCAGCGUUUAAUUUUGAAAUCAUCAUCCUGGUUAUUAAGAUUCCCAAAUGUAUGGAGUUCAUGGCUUUAUAGAAAGUGCAAUAUUGAGAAACAACAAGUUUGAAAAGGAGACCUGUGUCCUCAGCAGCUGUGUAAUCUUUUUCUUCAGUCUGCAUUUCACAAAAUUGUUUUAGAUUUUUAAUCUCAAAUGAAAAAGUAAACAACAGCUUUUAGCAACUGCAAUCAUUUUGCAUUUUUGUUUCAGAUCUUGAUGUGCAUUUUGUAUCUGUCACAAAAUCUGCAUCUAUUUUGUAGUGUUGCUUUUGAUGGCUUACCACCACUUUAUAUGCUGUCUGUGUCAGGAAGGACAGUGCCAUUUACAAAAUAAACCUCAGACUUUCUUGGGCAGAAAGCAGUUUAAGGAAACAUGAGGUUACUGUACCUCACUGUUUUUCCCUUGGUUUUUCACCUACCCAUGUUUGUUUAUGCUGAACUUUGACUUAUUCAAAUGCUGCAGAUACACAUCAGUGGAAAGUCAUACACAUUAUUUAUGGCAUUUUUACUACUACUGUAAAUCAAAAAUAUGAGCAAGCAGGUGUUUUCCCCCCCUCAGAGUUAGAGAAAAGAGUCUCAGCCACAACAUUUCUAGCUGGAUCUAAAGCUUGGAGUUGUUCAGAUCUGAAGUUUAGGCCGGUCUCUGCUUUCUCUUUCUCCUCAUUCAUGUGAUGCUUUACUCUUGUCUAUACUGGCCUUUUUUUCUGAGCGAUUUCCUACCAAUGCAGGUCCACCAGUGGUAGCAAUUGUGGGAGUACAAAUGUAGGCUGGCUGCCAGCAUUCUUACCAUCAUAACUUCUGGCCUAGCGCUGGACAACACCGAGGUCUACACUAGCAGUACCUCGGAAAUAUUUCAGGAGAAAGGCAUGUGUAAAUAAGAGAUCAUGUAAAUUAGCUCUGUGGUUUUAAGAGAUCUUAAUCUGCCAUUAUAGCUGGUGCUUGUUAGAAUGGCUGGAUGUCACAGACAGUAAUGGCAUACAAUGUAAAGGAACAAGAAGAGAGAGAGAGAGAGAUGAAUUAAAGAGGAAGCAUCUUCUUUCCAUAAGAAUAACCUUAUUCAUUAGCACUGGAAAAUGCAUUUGUUUGUUAGUGUCAUUACCUGUUUAGGUAAGCAUGAAAGUUUGCUAUUGAAAGAAAGAGGUCACCUUUUCCAGUUACUUACUUUCCUAAAGUACUUGAGUUGUUUUAUUAGACUUGGUUAACACCAUUUUAUGAUUAUCAGUAUGCACUGUGGUGGGGUACAGAGAACUCAGGCUGUAGUGGCAAUCCUUGGAAACAUUCUGACUGACUGAGCCAGAAUUGCUCUGGGGGCGUACAGGGUGCACCUUCCCUCUUCAUAUUCAGACAGUCCUGACACACACUACUGCAGGAGGGGAAGACACAUGCUUGCCUGGUUAAGGUCCUUGGAAACAGAAUAACCCUUUAGAAAGAAAGUACAAGAAAGGUUUCAAGAAAAAUGUCCCAAACAUAGUUUCCAUUAAAGGAAAGGAUGUUCUCGCAGAAUGUUUAUAUCCUAAGAUCUCUUUUUCUAUUGUCCUCAUAUAAACCUUAACCCAAGUGAGGCUGGGAUGGACAGUGUUGUCUUUCAGACCCAGUCACUUCUUUGUGUCAGGGCAGGAAGAUUAGAGAUUUGUCUCCUAUAGAAAGAUAGAAAGACAUUACUGACUGGCUGCUGGUUGCCUAAUAAGGAUACGAUGACAUCAUUUCUCAGUGUUUUGCUUCACUUAAACUAUAGGGAUGAAAAAUACAGGUUAAAACAUGUUUGCUGAUAAGAAAAUUGCCCAGGUUUCCCAAGGAGAGGACAAAUAAUCAUUUAAUUAAGGACUAUUUACAACUCAGAGGACACAUCAUAAGGCUUUUGAGCCAGUAGUUAGAAUAUCCCAGCAUAAUGUCUAUUUCUGACACUCGAGGCACUGAAACAGCUAAAAAGGAAAGCCGAUUAAAAUCGCAAGUCCCUCUUCCUGUUAAGUUUGCUGAAAUCCUUUCUUCUACCACUCACUUGCCAAUAUCUUUCCUUUCUGAAGCUGAUGGGGUGUAGUGAUUGCUAGCUGAACUUUCACUGUAGCAAUUUAGUGCAGUCCUAAAGCAAACAAUUUGUCAGCUUUGAUGAGAAAGCAGGACAGUACUUCAGGUAAAACCAUACCACAGGCUCAGACAUGAAAACCAAAAGCAGAUUUAAAUGCCAGCUUCAAUUCAUUGUGUUUAUCACCCAAGCACCAUGUGGAGCAUUUCAUGAUUGGCCUUACAAUGUGUUAAAAAGUGACUUGUUGCCAAACACCUUAUUUAUCCUUCACAUAGUACAGCAUUUUCUAGAAAAUAAAGGUGCUGAUUUUUGUCUUCA